This is a messenger RNA of Eublepharis macularius, 1059 nucleotides long. It is a transcript of the gene YPEL3, whose product is annotated as yippee like 3. The transcript has 5 exons. The record is from RefSeq and is a predicted model, not a curated record. The coding region runs from base 263 to 622 and encodes 119 amino acids. NCBI's taxonomy places the organism in Eukaryota, Metazoa, Chordata, Lepidosauria, Squamata, Eublepharidae.
UUUGUAAACAAGAGGAAGUCUAGACUUCCAGCUGGAGCUUUUUAGGGGGCCUGCAGGUCUCUCCACAGGGUGCCUCCCCCUUUCACAAACCUGGCCCAGCGCCUUCUCAACCCGACCUAGGCGUGCAUCAGGAGAACUAAGAGGCUUCAUCAAAAGAAAGGGGUCCUUCCUCCCAGGACAUUUUGGACUUCCCCAUCGGGGGACUGUUUGGUUCAUCACAACUCUCCUGCAGCUUCUCUCUCCAUUUUGUGACCCCACCACAAUGGUGAGGCUGUCCAAACCCAAAACUUUCCAAGCCUAUCUGGACAACUGCCACCGACGCUACAGCUGUGUGCAUUGCCGGGCACACCUGGCCAACCACGACGACCUUAUCUCCAAGUCUUUUCAAGGAAGCCAAGGUCGGGCUUAUUUAUUCAACUCUGUAGUAAAUGUUGGAUGUGGCCCAGCAGAAGAACGGGUACUGCUGACAGGUCUGCAUGCUGUGGCUGAUAUCUACUGUGAGAACUGCAAAACCACGCUUGGAUGGAAAUAUGAACAAGCCUUUGAGACCAGCCAGAAAUAUAAGGAGGGGAAAUACAUCAUUGAACUCAACCACAUGAUCAAGGAUAACGGCUGGGAUUGAAAAGAGAUUGCCAGGGGAAAGAAAGCAGGGUCUUGCCACCUUUGGCUAAUGACAUGUAGAAGGUGGAGCCUAAAAAUCGACAAUUUCCACAAAACUUGCCUUUGCCUUCCCAACCAAUGGGCUGCCAUCCAAAUCACCUCCCGGAUGCAUCUGAGCUGUGAAGGAGGAGGCGGAGCUUCUGCUGGGAGGCCACACCCAUGGCUCAGAUAUGACGCCCUCGUGUGGCAAAAGGAGGCAGCGCACAAGGAGACACCUAGGCCAGGGGCAGUGUGCAAGCAGGGUUUGGGAGGGGGAGGGGAGGAGUGUGGGGGUUUGUUGUACAGAAUGUGUAUUCAAAAACAAUGAGAGUGAUUGUAUAGUGGAAUGGGGAAGGCAGGGGUUGUACAGUAUUUGUGAUUUUGUGAACGUGUGUAUUAUGUAUAUAAAUAAAAGCACUG